Messenger RNA from Condylostylus longicornis, 441 nucleotides. RefSeq lists its product as uncharacterized. The transcript has 4 exons. Gene Ontology annotation, cellular component: nucleus. NCBI's taxonomy places the organism in Eukaryota, Metazoa, Arthropoda, Insecta, Diptera, Dolichopodidae. The coding region runs from base 1 to 441 and encodes 146 amino acids. Gene Ontology annotation, molecular function: DNA binding. The record is from RefSeq and is a predicted model, not a curated record.
AUGAGCCACCAAGAUUGGACUCCGGUUGUGAUUAACAAAACAGUCAAAAAAGGGACUGGAACUGCCUCUGAGCAGGAAAUCAAUCAAGCGCGUCGCCGAGGCGACCAAGUAGACACUGUCAAGAAAUUUAUGGGAGGACAAAACAAAGCUACAAAAUCUCCAGUACCAAAUGCAGCAAAGCUCGACGAAGACACUGGUGACUAUCACGUGGAUCGUGUUUCGUUUGAUUUUGCUAAAGCAUUGCAACAAGCACGACUAGAGAAGAAGAUGACGCAAGCUCAACUCGCUCAGCAAGUGAACGAGAAGGCCAGCGUUAUUAAUGACUAUGAAAGCGGAAAGGCAAUUCCUAAUGGUGCCUUGGUUUCCCGAUUAAACAAGAUUUUAGGUGCUCGUUUGCCAUCAGCGAAACAACCCAAGAAGAAAGUUGAAGAUGAGCCCUAG